CACGCGCUGUCGAAGGGAUCGCGUGUCAGGCAUCAAGGAACAAGAAAUCAUGUCAUUGUAAAGAUCACGCUCACACAUUUGGUGUCAGUUGAUGAGAGGUUGGUGUACACGCCACAUCCAGAGAAUCCUGAAAUGACUGUGCUUACCCAAGAAGCCAUCAUUAUGGUGAAGGGCAUUGGCCUAGGCAGCUAUUUAGAAAGUUUAAUGGCCAAUACCAUUUCAUCGAAUGCGAAAAAGGGGUGGGCUGCAAUUGAGUGGAUAAUUCAGAAUUCUGAAGAUCCUGUAAGCUAACGGGCCCUGCGCUUGUACACCUUGUGAUGAAUGGUGGUAACAGCAGCACUCAGGAACUGGUAUAGCUUUCAGCAUUCUCUUCACUGUAUGCAUGAUGUGUGAGGCUGGGAGAAUUUUUAAAAGAUGAAACUGUAUGUUAGUCUUUAUUCUGUACCUCUCAGUGACUUUUGUAGUAAAAGGAAUCCUCUCCAGGCUUUCCCCUUCUAUUCAUUUUCUUAUUUCAUGGCAAAAUUAUUUUCAAGGAAAACUUGGAUAGUUUAUCUGGUGUCUGAUGAAAGUAGUUCAGUUAUUUCUGCCAAUUGUUCUCAGUUCUUAGUUACUUAACUGAUUCUUAAAAUGCAUGUUCAUAAGUAGUAAGGAAGCCUUCCCUUGUAAGUCUAGAUAGUGGGAGAACUCUUUACUUACAAUUUUUAAUAUGUUCACAUGUUCAUAUUUUGAGUGAAUGUAGAACAAUGUAGCAAGGAGAAAGUUAACUCCCCUCCUCUUUUGAUGUAAGCCUUUGCUGGGCCUCAUGAUUUCCCGGUUGUUUGAAUCUAGUGAUAAAAGUCAUUUGUAGCAUUUCCUGGAGUUUCAUAAAUAUUCCUUUGCUUGUGUCUGCCAUCAUUGGCCAGAUCCUCAGAAACUGAUCUGACAUUUUAAUUUGUUAAACAGUUAUCUUUAAGCUACAAGGAAUUAAAUCAGGUUCUUGCUCCACCUAGCUAGGGAUUGUGCUCCCUGCAUGGCAAGCUUUCCCGGCCUGCUUGCUUGCUUUCAGCUUGUAUGGGUUUUCAGCAUGUACAAGCCUUCUUACCCCUCGCCAGCCAGCAAAUGAAGGUUGUGUGACUUCAGUCUUCUUUAAUAACUGCUUGCUUAUUUUGACUUGCUUAUUAAUGCAUAUGCUUGCCAGAGAUCUUCAGCUUGAACUGAAAUGAUCCCGGACUCAGCCAC
Echinops telfairi (small Madagascar hedgehog) is the source of this 1218-nucleotide messenger RNA. RefSeq names its product PRELI domain containing protein 3A-like. Lineage: Eukaryota; Metazoa; Chordata; Mammalia; Afrosoricida; Tenrecidae. The record is from RefSeq and is a predicted model, not a curated record. Gene Ontology annotation, biological process: phospholipid transport. The transcript is spliced from 4 exons. The annotation marks the transcript as partial. Gene Ontology annotation, molecular function: phosphatidic acid transfer activity. Gene Ontology annotation, cellular component: mitochondrial intermembrane space.